UCAAGUAGGAACUAAGUUACAUGAUCUUUGUUUCUGGGAGGACCGGUAUUAGUGUUGGCCUUUUAAGUGUAAGCGUAGAUAAACAUUGUGUUUUUUGUUGGAAAUGUUCACAUAACAUUAAAGAGACUAAAGGCUCCGUAUUUCACUAGUUUUGGCCCAAUACUUCAAGCAGAGAUCUCAAAAUGAGAGCAACGAUCAACCAGAAGUUAACUGAGAUGGGAGAACGGGAGAGACUCAAAGAGCUACUGAGAGCCAAGCUCACUGAAUGUGGAUGGAAAGAUCAGAUGAAAGCUCAUUGCAAAGAAGUCAUCAAAGAAAAAGGCUUGGAACACGUGACUGUAGAGGACCUGGUGGUUGAGAUCACACCUAAGGGGAGAGCCCUGGUUCCUGACAGUGUGAAGAAGGAGCUACUGCAGAGAAUAAGGAUGUUCUUGGCUCAACACGCCACAUAGAGUAAAGAAAAACAUGCAUCCAUCUGUGUUUGAAGCAUUUUCCCAUCAGUUCUCUGUUCUCCGGGCUAUAAUAGUUUCCUGAUACACAAUAUUUUUGUGUUGUGGAUUUGCUUGAGGUUGUGCGAGGACAAUCCUUUUUUUAUUGUUGUCUUUGUUUUAUUGUCAUUUUAUUGUUCAGUUGACCAAGUUUCUUCGUUUAUAGUUCUGUAAAUACACUUUGCAAUAAAAUGUUUUUAAUCCA
This is a messenger RNA of Gadus macrocephalus (Pacific cod), 693 nucleotides long. It is a transcript of the gene eny2, whose product is annotated as ENY2 transcription and export complex 2 subunit. Gene Ontology annotation, molecular function: chromatin binding; transcription coactivator activity. The coding region runs from base 183 to 452 and encodes 89 amino acids. Gene Ontology annotation, biological process: positive regulation of DNA-templated transcription; regulation of transcription by RNA polymerase II; poly(A)+ mRNA export from nucleus. Gene Ontology annotation, cellular component: nuclear pore; SAGA complex; DUBm complex. The transcript is spliced from 5 exons. Lineage: Eukaryota; Metazoa; Chordata; Actinopteri; Gadiformes; Gadidae. The record is from RefSeq and is a predicted model, not a curated record.